UUGCGGACAACUUUGUCUUGAAGUGGCGCAUGCGCAUAGUCAAGCAAGAAGAAGAAGAUGGCAGACGUUUCUUUGGAUGAAGUCAUACGUCGGCGCGGUAUUAACCUCAAAGUUCCUGUUAAACGGCCUCCAUUUGGACGGGGUUUAGGAGGGGAUGGGAAAAAUUUUGAUGCCAGACAAAUCAUUGGAACAAGUGAUGUGAGACAGCGGCUUGGCGUGGGAACAACAAAGGGUUUUCAAGUAAAAGAUGCCAGAGAAAAACUUGUCCAAAAAGACGCCCGUUUUAAAAUUCAGGGCAGGGGAGGUGCAUCAGCUGUGCAGGACGCCCGGCAGAUGAUCACAUCCAGAAAGCAGGGGCAGACGCUCUCCAGCAUCCCUGCACAAACGACGCUAAAAGCAGUGAUUUCACAGCAGCUGCAGAGCAAAACUCUGGUUCCUCCCAUACAGAUUCAAACCGUCAGUCAUUUUCCUGGCAUCAAUGCGCGGCAGUUUAGCUCUGCUGUACAAGGACUGAGUGCAAGAGGCAUCACUGCACCGCAGCUGAGCAACAAUGGGAGAGUGAUGGAUGCUCGCGACAGGCUGAGCCUCAAGAGGAGCCUUGGAGGAACGCCGACACAAUCAGCCAUGGCUCCACCUCUAAAAAUUACCAAGACCAUACAGCAACGACCUCUAGGGAUGGCAAGUGGAAUACGUGCAGCUGCACAGCCUGACCUGAAUGACAUUGAUGGGACCUCCAGCAAACAAAUAAAGUUCACAACUGCCAACAAUAUGCUGCAAUCACGGUCUGGUUCUGUGGGCUCCACAUUCUCCAUGUCGGCCCCGAUCACCAAGGUGGUUAAAAACGAUGCGUACACGGCUCCACGGCCUCCUGUCCCCGUGGCUCCCACCCGACCAAACGCCAGCACGGCCGCCGCACGCACCUCCGCUGCAGCGCUGCAGCCGGUCUCCAGGACUCUUCAGCAAAGCACAGCAGAGACCAUAACCACAGCGCCAACUCCUCCACAGCCCACCUUCAGCCCCCUGGAAGGCACCAAAAUAACCGUCAACAACCUGCAUCCACGAGUCACAGAGGAAGACAUAGUGGAGCUGUUCUGUGUGUGCGGUGCCUUGAAGCGAGCGCGGCUAGUCAAGGUCGGCGUCGCUGAAGUGGUGUUUGUGCGUAAAGAAGAUGCCGUGAGUGCGUACAGGAAGUACAACAACCGCUGCUUGGAUGGUCAACCUAUGAAGUGUAACCUUCAUAUUCAGGGAAAUGUGAUCACUUCUGAUCAGCCUAUUCUGCUGAGACUGAGUGACACUCCCGGGACAGGCGGCAGCACAAAGAAAGACGGUUUGCCUCCCUCUUUGUCUCGCACCGGCCAGAGAUCCUCGUCCCAGCCCACUCCAGAGGUGGACCCCCAGACCAUCCUUAAAGCUUUGUUCAAGUCCACCGCGCAGUCCACCACCACCACCACCUCCGACGCCCCCAGUUCGCAGACCACCGCCUUCCGCAUCAAGAUUUAGCUCACAUGUAAAUUACCAACCAUAUUUGUUUGCGUUUCUCAAUGUGGACUUUUGAAAUGUUGUUUUUUUUUCUCUCAGGAGUCCACAUUCUCUCAUGAUAGUGAACAAAUAUUAGAUGAGGCUGUGGAGAAUAUGAAACUCAGUGUUUGUGGGGACAAAUGACACCUGUAGGCUUUUGAAGUUUCCGAUGUGGUGUGAUGUUCUAUUCAGUUUGGUGAAACAGGAGGGAGGAGUAUGUCCAUUUCUGUUCUUUUUUUUUAACAUUACUUUCAGACAAAAAACAUGUGUAAAGUAAAGAUUAUGGCAUGUUGAUCUGAUAUGAGUGGAAAUGUCAUUGAGCAAUGUAACGUUUACAUUUAAACUGCCACACAGCUGUUUUAUGACAUUAUCGGCAUCUAUCAGUUAAGUUCCACGUGAAAUCGUUCCCUCGUCGUGAGUUUAGUUGAAACCUAAAUUAGAUUUUGUUUCAGAAUAAAAGUUAUUUCAUGUAAUGGCACACAGACAGUACUGUGAGGCUUCCUGGGUGUUUCAGCUCUUGUGGCACUCUGCUGUUUGUAGCUGUUCUUUUUCUGAACCCAUCAUUUGUUGUUUGUAUGUAACACUUGGUUUCAGACUGUAAACUACUUUGUGUUGCUUUCUUUUGCCCCUCAGCAGGAGUAGAAAGCUGUCACAACUCUAACACAUCGCCAAUAAAUAGAAAGCUUUGUAUGUGUUGCCUGGGA
Oryzias latipes (Japanese medaka) is the source of this 2222-nucleotide messenger RNA. RefSeq names its product polymerase (DNA-directed), delta interacting protein 3 (gene poldip3). Gene Ontology annotation, molecular function: mRNA binding. Lineage: Eukaryota; Metazoa; Chordata; Actinopteri; Beloniformes; Adrianichthyidae. Gene Ontology annotation, cellular component: nucleus; nuclear speck. Gene Ontology annotation, biological process: poly(A)+ mRNA export from nucleus. The record is from RefSeq and is a predicted model, not a curated record.